Molecule: messenger RNA, 2208 nt
Organism: Myotis lucifugus (little brown bat)
Lineage: Eukaryota; Metazoa; Chordata; Mammalia; Chiroptera; Vespertilionidae
Gene: PROX2
Product: prospero homeobox 2
Biological process (GO): regulation of transcription by RNA polymerase II
Cellular component (GO): nucleus
Molecular function (GO): RNA polymerase II cis-regulatory region sequence-specific DNA binding; DNA-binding transcription factor activity, RNA polymerase II-specific
Source: RefSeq, a predicted model, not a curated record
AUGGAAGGGAGGAGCAGCCCAUUGCCCCGUGAGCAGGGCAGAGGCGCCUCCUUCCCCUGGAACCAGGUCCCCAAUCCCAGCCUGACGGACCCGGACUGGUUUUGGGAUGAGCACAUCCAGGCAAAGAGGGCCCGCGUGGAGACCAUCAUCCGAGGCAUGUGCCUCUCCCCUAACCCUCUGGUGCUCGGCGGUGCCCGAGCCAGGGACGGCCCCAGCUGCCCAGAGAAGGCCCGGGAGCGGAAGAGGAAGCAGGACCUUCCCAUGCAGCAACCCCCGCUGAAACCAGGCCCUGCCGGGAGCCAGGGCAGCAGGAAGGGGGGCCCUCGCGUGAGAGAACAGCUUCGCCUGCUGAAGCAACAGCUGAGACGACUGCAGGAGCACAUCCUGCAGGCCGAGCCCCGGGACUCGGCGCCCGGCCCUGGGAGUGCCAAGCAGAGGGAUGGCUGUGGGCGGCCCGGGGCUAUGGACAGUGGGCGCCACCAGGGUUCCAGUGGGGACCUCCCUGGGGUGGACGAACACAAAGUGGCUGAGGUCAGUCAGCAGCCAGAGGAAGCCAGGUUCCUUCCUUCUGGAACACGAGCUUUGCUGGAGAUCCUGAGGAAAGAACUGACGGGGGCAGUGUCCCAGGCCGUGGACUCAGUGUUGCAAAAGGUACUGCUGGACCCGCCAGGCCACCUGACUCAGCUGGGCCGAAGCUUCCAGGGGCUGGUGCCAGGGGGCAGAAGCGAGACUUCACCUGAGGGAGGUGCCUGUGAAAACCCCCUCCCGCUGGCCGCCUUGCCCAGGGGGGCCCAGCCCCAGGCUGGAUGCCCACUGGGAAACUCAUCACUGGCCAAGCCUCUCUCUCCUAGAUACCCUGUCUCCCCAAGAAUGACCUCCAAACCCUGCCAGGCCCCCCCAACAAACUGUGCCAUGGCCGUGCCUUCCCGCAUGCAGGAAAGUCAGAUUCUUGGUCAGCUCCUGGGCCAUGGACCCCCUGGUCACUGGAGCGGCCGUCUCCCCCAGGGCGCAUCUUCCCAAAGUCACUCCUCCCCGGAGUCUGGCCUGCGACCUUGGGGAGCUGUCAGACUGCGACCGUCGGUGUUGAGCCAGCAGUACCCCGUGCCCUUGGCUCCCACCUGUCUGGAGAAGCUGCCCUUUCUCCCCUCCGUGAAGAUGGAGCAGGGGGGCCUGCAGGCUGCCGCCGAGGUGCUCCCGUUCCCUUCAGUCCACAUCCAGGAGGGUCUAAAUCCUGGUCACUUGAAGAAGGCCAAACUAAUGUUUUUCUUCACACGCUACCCCAGCUCCAACCUCCUGAAGGCGUAUUUCCCCGACGUCCAGUUCAACCGCUGCAUCACCUCCCAGAUGAUCAAGUGGUUCAGCAACUUCCGAGAGUUCUAUUACAUCCAAAUGGAGAAAUCUGCCCGGCAGGCAAUUUCAGAUGGCGUCACAAAUCCCAAAAUGCUCGUGAUUCUCCGCGACUCAGAGCUUUUUCGAGCUCUCAAUAUGCACUAUAACAAGGGGAAUGACUUUGAGGUCCCGGAUUGCUUCUUGGAAGUCGCCAGCUUGACGUUACAGGAGUUCUUCAGGGCUGUCUCCGCAGGGAAAGACUCAGAUCCUUCCUGGAAGAAACCCAUUUAUAAAAUUAUUUCCAAGCUGGACAGUGACAUCCCAGAGAUAUUCAAAUCUCCCAGCUAUCCCCAGGAGCUGCUUCGGAACGAAGAUCCCACAGAGCGAGGAGCAGCUGGCCAGGGUUUCCUGGGUUUGUCUUAAAUGGCCGCUGUGGUGAUAUAAAAGGGGCCUAAGGACAGACCUCCCCCACCCCACCCCAAACAGGAACUAUUACCAUUUCUGAUCAUUUAUUUUCUUUUCCCGAAUCACCAAAGUUUGACCUUAACUAUAAUAUAGAUCAACCAAGUGUAAUGGUGUGUUGGUAGCAUAUUGUAAAAGGAACACAACGGUGUUUUGGAAUCAGAGGACUUAAAUCCCCAACCUACUAUUUCCAAGUAUUGUGACCCUGGGACCUUGCAGGUAAUCUCUGCAUCUGUAAAUAAAUACUCUGUGAACUGUUACUCACUACACGUUAGUGUUUUCCCCCGUGGCUUUCACAUAAGGUUAUCUUAGUUGGUUUGUCUGUUAUUGUUUUUUACAAAUUGCUGGUUUUAGUUACCUAUUGGUCAAGCUCCACCUAGUUGCUAGACACUUGAAAAUACAUUAUCUUAAGCUUUU